CCCGGCGGCGCCAGUGCCCAGGCAGAGCCAGCCUCCCCGCGCCGCUCCGCAGGGAGGAGCCCGCCCCGGCCCGCCCCUCCUGCCGCCCACGAGCGCUCUUGAAGUCCAGGGCGCCGCGCACCUGGAGCCCGAGGAGCGCGCGGGGACGGCUGAGGGGAGCCGGCGAGCGCGCCCCGAGGACUUGGGGAGCCUCCAGCCCCCUCUCCCAGCGCCGGGGCGUCCUGGUGGGACCGGGGACGCCCGGGGGGCGGCGCGGAGUGACCGGCGGCCUCGGAGACCUCUGCGCAGGGAUGCCAACAUGAUGUUACAUGCCGGUCGAAUGUGGAACUGUCACUGGAGAUGGAAGCCGUGCCCUCUGUUAUUCUUAUUUGCUUUAUAUAUCGUAUGUGUGCCUCACUCAGCAUGGGGGUGCGCCAACUGCAGGCUCGUGCUGUCCAGCCCCUCCGGAACCUUCACUUCUCCGUGCUACCCCAACGACUACCCCAACAGCCAGGCCUGCCUGUGGACCCUUCGUGCCCCCGCCGGCUACAUCAUCCAGAUAACGUUUAAUGACUUCGACAUCGAGGAAGCUCCCAACUGCAUUUAUGACUCGUUGUCCCUCGAUAAUGGAGAGAGCCAGACUAAAUUUUGUGGUGCAACGGCCAAAGGUCUAUCAUUUAACUCGAGUGCGAAUGAGAUGCAUGUGUCCUUUUCAAGCGACUUCAGCAUCCAGAAGAAAGGUUUCAAUGCCAGCUACAUCAGAGUUGCCGUGUCCUUAAGGAAUCAAAAGGUCCUUCUACCCCCGACGCUAGAUACCUACCAGGUCUCUGUUGCAAAGACUGUCUCCAUUCCACAGCUCAGUGCUUUCACCAUCUGCUUCGAAGCCACCAAAACUGGCCACGGAGACAGUGACUGGGUCGCCUUCUCCUACGUGGAUGCAUCCUUCACGCCCUGGCUGCGUUUUGGAAAGGACAGCAGUGGCUACUUUCUGUCUAUUUCCAGUUUCAAAUGCUUGCUAAAUGGCGUGCUCCCUGUCAAGGAAGGCGAAGACCUUUUCACCGAAAGCUUUGAGCAGCUCUGCAUCGUUUGGAAUAGUUCUUCGGGCUCUGUGGGCAUAAAUUUCAAAAGAAACUACAGAAUGGUUCCAUGUGAUUCCACCAUCGGCAAAGUCAUUCCUGAGCAUGGGAAAUUGUUGUUGGGCUCCAUUCAAAACGAAAUUGCCUCUCUGAGAGGGGACGUUUAUAACUUUCGACUUUGGAAUUUUACCAUGGAUUCCAAAACCCUCUCCAACCUCAGCUGUAACGUGAAGGGGAAUGUGGUUGACUGGCAAAAUGACUUUUGGACCAUCCCAACCCUGGCUUUGAAAGCAGAAAGCAACCUCAGCUGUGGUUCCUACCUGGUGCCUGCCCCGGCGGCAGAGCUGGCGAGCUGCGCGGACCUGGGCACUCUCUGCCGAGCUACUGUAAACUCUGCUAGUCCUACAGCACCUGCUGUCUCCACUAACAUGCCACUUACUAGCAGAGUCGAUAAACAAAGCCAUGAUGGAAUUGUCUAUAGGAUAUCCAUAGUGAUUCAAAACGUCCUUCAUCACCCUGAGGUAAAAGUACAGAGCAAGGUGGCAGAAUGGCUCAAUUCAACCUUCCGGAAUUGGAACUACACGGUUUACGUAGUCAAUAUCAGUCUUGACCUGAGCACCGGAGAAGACAAGAUUAAAGUAAAAAGAAGCAUCGCGAAUGACCCGAGGUUGGCUGUUUGGGCCCUUCUAGUUUAUAAUGCCACCGACAAUGUCAACUUAGAAGGAAAAAUCAUCCAGCAGAAGCUCUUAAAAAAUAAUGAGUCCCUGGAGGAGGGUUUGAGGCUCUACACGGUGCACGUGAGGCAGCUGGAUACAUGUCCUGCAGAGGAGAAACCCACAGGCUUCUUUUGGCCCAACAUCUCACCUUCUGUCUACAUAUUGCCCUGUCCGGGUAAACCUGGCUUCUCUGCGACCCGGGCCUGUCUCAGCAAUCCUUCCAACGCCUCCAUAGUUUACUGGGAGCCUCCUGACAUCUCCAAUUGUUCACGUCCAGUAAGUGAAGCUGUCGAUGAACUUCUAAAUUCUACUAGUGAAGGGCAGACCUUAAGCUCAAGCAAUAUCACAAACAUUGUUGGACGUGUCAAAAAAAUUGUGAAUCAGGAAGAAAACAUUGAUAUAGCACUUGGCUUAAAUUUAAUGACUAUAUUUUCUAAUAUCUUAAUCAAUUCAGACAGUGAUUUGCUUGCAUCUUCCUCUGAAGCUUUGAAGACAAUUGAUGAAUUGGCCUUCAAGGUAGACCUCAGUAGCACCUCCCGCGUGAACAUUACAACCAGGAAUUUGGCCCUUGGAGUUUCAUCGCUGUCCCCAGGGACAAAUGCAGGCUCAAAUUUUAGCAUUGGCCUCCCAAGCAACAAUGAAUCAUACUUCCAGAUGGAUUUCGAGAGCGGACAAGUGAAUCCACUGGCUUCCGUGAUUUUGCCUCCAAACCUACUUGAGAAUUUAAGUGAAGGAGAGUCUGCAUUGGUUAAAAGAGCACAGUUUACCUUCUUCAAUAAAACUGGACUUUUCCAGGACGUGGGAACCCAAGCAGACCGCCUGGUGAGCUACGUGAUGGCGUGCAGUAUCGGGAACAUCACCGUGCAGGGCCUGCGGGACCCCGUCCGAAUCGUCAUCAAACACACGAGGAUGCAGGCCGUGCAUCGCCCCAUCUGUGCCUUCUGGGAUCUGAACAAAAACAACGAGUCUGGAGGCUGGAACACUUCCGGAUGCACCACGCACAGAGACUCGGACAAGAGCAGGACGGUCUGCCUGUGCAGCCACCUCACGCACUUUGGGGUUCUCAUGGACCUCCAGGGAGCCACCCCCCAGAUGGACACCAGGCACACCAGGGUGCUCACCUUUAUCAGCUACGUCGGCUGUGGGGUAUCUGCCAUCUUCGCGGCGGUGACACUCCUGACGUAUGUCGCUUUUGAAAAGCUGCGCAGGGAUUAUCCCUCCAAAAUCCUGAUGAACCUGAGCACGGCGCUGCUGUUUCUGAACCUGCUCUUCCUGCUGGACGGCUGGGUGACCUCGCUGCAGGUGGAGGGGCUGUGCACGGCCGUGGCCGCCCUCCUGCACUUCUUCCUGCUGGCCACCUUUACCUGGAUGGGGCUCGAAGCGAUUCAUAUGUACAUCGCCCUGGUCAAAGUCUUCAACACUUACAUCCAUCGGUACAUACUCAAGUUCUGCAUCAUUGGCUGGGGGUUGCCUGCCUUGGUGGUGUCAGUCGUUCUGGCGAGCAAAAAACAAAAUGAAGUCUACGGGAACAAAGCUUACGGAAAAGAGCAAGGCGAUGAAUUCUGUUGGAUCCAGGACCCGGUGGUGUUCUACGUGACCUGCGCUGGGUAUUUCGGGGUGAUGUUUCUCCUGAAUGUGGCCAUGUUCGUUGUGGUCAUGGUGCAGAUCUGCGGGCGGAACGGCAAGAGGAGCAGCCGGACGCUGCGGGAGGAGAUCCUGCGCAGCCUGCGCAGCGUGGUCAGCCUCACCUUCCUGCUGGGCAUGACCUGGGGCUUCGCCUUCUUCGCCUGGGGGCCCCUGACGGUCCCUUUCAUGUACCUCUUCUCCAUCUUCAAUUCGUUGCAAGGCUUAUUUAUAUUCAUCUUCCACUGUGCCAUGAAAGAGAACGUCCAGAAGCAGUGGAGGCGGCAUCUCUGCUGUGGAAGGUUUCGGUUGGCAGACAACUCAGAUUGGAGUAAGACCGCUACCAACAUCAUCAAGAAAAGUUCUGAUAAUCUAGGGAAAUCUUUGUCUUCAAGCUCCAUUGGCUCCAACUCAACUUACCUUACAUCCAAGUCUAAAUCCAGUUCGACCACUUAUUUCAAAAGGAACAGCCACACUGACACAGCAUCCAUUGGCAAGUCCUCGUCCAAGCUGGCCCAUGCUGAUGGAGAACAGACAUCGAUCAUCCCCGUCCAUCAUGUCAUUGACAAGGUCAAGGGUUAUUGCAGUGCUCACUCAGACAACUUCUACAAAAAUAUUAUCAUGUCAGACACAUUCAGCCACAGCACAAAGUUUUAAUAGCUUUCAAAUAAGAAAAUGGAAUCAGUCUGAAGAUCUGCAAGCAGCAAAAAGCCUGAUGGGUAGUUAUAAAUGUGCUAUUACUCAGGAAACUGCAUGUAGAUGAGGCGUGUAUUUUGUUAAGAGGCAAAAUUCAUCUUUUCAAUGUAUUUCUUUUAUGGGGGAGUUUUCCACCAGCUCUCAGUACUAAAACCUCAAUACUAAAAGCAAUGUGACUCAGUAGCUACCACAGGUCUAUUUUUAAAUAUAUCAUUGAACCAUAAUAAUUAGAGCUCAGCAGGGGACUUUAAAAUCAGAGAUAAGGCAGAGGCAAAACCGAGGACUAACCUUACUUUGGAAGUCAUUCAUACCCACGUGGGAGAGAGGUUUCCUUGUGGCCAUUUGCUGCGUCAUCUUUCUCAACAAUAAAAGGCACAUGGAUAUUUAUAACUAUGUGGAUGCCCCCAAGUCCCAUAUCUGUGCUAGUUUCUAUGAAUGAAGUAGCAUUGUCCCUUUUGCAAUGAAACUUCAACCACAGAUAGAAAAGAACACAACCUGAAGAUUAAAAAAUAUUUUUAAAAAAUUAUUAUUCCAAAUGUUUAACAUUAUGGACCAUAACAUGCUUAAGAAAGUUUUCCCAAGAUCUUAAUCUAAUUAAAUGAGGCUAUGUAAAUUCCUAGUAUUUCACUUAUCCAGUUUAUGCCUUUAAAGUACUCAAGACACAAGACUUAAGCAUUGUCGCUAAUUGUAACUUAAUCCAAUACACCUGAAUCAAGCUUUGUGUUGCCAUUCCAUCCAGCGGGCAUUGAAGGAUGAAUGGGUUCCUCCUCUGCUUUAGCGCCUUCAGCCACAGGCUCAUGGAGGGGAGCGAGAAUUUCCAUCAGACAGGCCGUGCCCAAUACUCUCUCCCUCUUGAGUCUAAAAGGUCCUGUCUUUGCUCUAGAAAUUUAAGACAUUUCCAGUCAUGCAAAUGAAAGCCUCUUAGUCCCCCUUUCAAGAGUUUUGUUCAGGGAAUACAAACUGAGACAUAUGGGUGAUGUCAUAACCAAAAGAAGUCCUAAACACGAAGGCCUUGCUGCUGUACCCAAGUCCGCAGGGUGCGCUGUGUGAGGCCGAGAGGGCUGGCGAGGUAAGUGUUGUGUUGUUUACCGAUCAGGCUGCUGCACGCCAGCUGUGCCUAACAUGAAGCAGUUUACCAAACUCUCCAGCUGCCUUGAGUAAUGCAUGCUUGCUAGAGGCUGUGGAGAGGACCACUUUUUAAUUUUUCUUAGAUGAUGGAGUUGCGUUCCAAAUCCUUAGAAAUCUGCCUGAGCGAUGACCUCCCUUUCCACGUGCUCUGGGUUGCCUGGGGAGUUCUGGGAGGGAGCUGGAUCGGUGGUGAGACCAUGGGGCCUUCUGGCCAAGCCCGUCUGCAGAGGACACGGGGAGCACCGGAGACCGUGCCUGCUGCAAGAAAGUGGGAAGGAGCACCCGGGAGGGACAGAGCGGAGCUUUGUGCUCCGCAGCCACUUCAGGGCCUCUGGGCUCCGGCUGAUCUUCAACGCUGAAGCUGUCCACCAGGCUGGAAGGGAUGUUGAGAGCAUGUAGUGGUUUUUAUUACCUUCCUGUUUUGCAGGAGCCUGGGACUCCAUCCUGGGGGACAGGAGCUCUGCAUUCCCAGGGGCAGGUAAUAAAUCAUAAGGUCAACAAGAUGCACCACAGUAGAGCCAGCUUCUUCUCUCCAGGCCUAUAUCAGCAGAGUGCUCACUCCGGCAGAGGGAACACGGAAUAUUAAUCUUAAACAUUCACUGAAGAGUCAUAUACUCUCCCCCCAAACCUUAGUGACUCAUGAUGGAAUUUAAUUAGCUUUCUACCCUGAGAAAAUGUUUAUUUAGUUAAUAGUAAUUCAGGCAUAGUUUAGAAAAUGUCUUUGCUUUUUGCUUCUAAUCAUAUUCAUCAUAAAUGGGGAAACAUUUUCUUUCAUAUUUGACAACUACUUUCUACUUUAGAAAUUUUCAGUAGCCAGGUGAAGAAGAAUGUAGAAACAACUGAGUAGAAACAUUUGCAAAUGGAUUUAAAAGACUGAGCCAAAUUCUGCCCUCAAUUCUAAACAGAGCUCUCUCCUUUGCUCAGCCCCCUUGGGACCCAGGGGUGUAGAUUUAGCUGGAGUGCCAAAAUUGAGUUUAGCCUAACUUUGAGAAUAAUAUCAGUUCAGACCCACUUUAUUGUUUUGUUUUUUAUUUUUUUCCCCUCUCUUUUUAAAUGCAUUUUGUUAGAGUCUUAGUCUAGGACCCUGAGAUAUUUUCCAUUCUUGUCACCAUGAAUUGCAGUGUAAUGACUGUAAUGAUUUUCUUUGUUCACUGUCAGCAUAGACUCUUUUGUACAUAUUUAUUUAUUGGUGUUUAUAAAUGUCAACUUGUUUCAUAUCUUGACUUUAUAUUGCCUGGUUUGUUAUUUUAAUUAACUUCCUAUUGGAGAGAUUGAAUAUAUUUUUUUCAAAAUACUUUGUGAAAUAGUUUUCUGUAGCCACAUCUUUGAAGAUGAUGAAUAAAAUGACUGUGAGUGCAAGUUAAAAUUUGUAGUGAGAAGCUACUGUAGCUGAUUUGCCAUUUUACUUAAAUGGAAAAUGUUUUUCAAAUAAAUCCUUAUGUUGUUCAUGUUCCAAAUUA
Molecule: messenger RNA, 6678 nt
Organism: Choloepus didactylus (southern two-toed sloth)
Lineage: Eukaryota; Metazoa; Chordata; Mammalia; Pilosa; Megalonychidae
Gene: ADGRG6
Product: adhesion G protein-coupled receptor G6
Exons: 25
Coding region: 299-4051 (1250 amino acids)
Biological process (GO): heart trabecula formation; cell surface receptor signaling pathway; adenylate cyclase-activating G protein-coupled receptor signaling pathway
Cellular component (GO): membrane
Molecular function (GO): laminin binding; G protein-coupled receptor activity
Source: RefSeq, a predicted model, not a curated record